Molecule: messenger RNA, 1614 nt
Organism: Candidozyma duobushaemuli
Lineage: Eukaryota; Fungi; Ascomycota; Pichiomycetes; Serinales; Metschnikowiaceae
Exons: 2
Coding region: 1-1614 (537 amino acids)
Source: RefSeq, a predicted model, not a curated record
AUGAAGUUUUCUUCGCUCAUCUCUGCAGCUGCCCUCACCUCGGCCGCUAUCGCUAAAGAUGUUUCCUGCCGUGUCAAUGGCCAGGAGGUCGCCCAGGUUGACUUGGACACCGGUGACUGUCCUUUCUCCAUCCCAAGCGAGCUUCCUGUGACCUUCAGAUUCGACGCUGAGGAUGACUACGAGGUUGACGCCUACUACGUCCAGGCUGAGCAGAAGUACUGGAACGACAUUGAGAACGCCGGUAGAACCGUUGACGUUCCUGCUAAGGAGUUGUACGGCAAGGAGGCCACCGACUUGUACCACGUUCACGCUGAGGAGUCUCCAUCCUCCAACUCUACUGCCGCCUUGAGAAGAAGAUUCAACGCCCAGAUCUUGCAGGCCAGAGACGAGAAGGAUGACCUUAUUGCCUCUAUCAAGAACCAGGACGGUGAGUCUUCCUCUGUCACUGUUGAGGUUGUCGACAUUGACGCCCCAACCACCAGCCCAGCUCCAUCUGAAUCCACUGCCACUGAGACCAACACCGAGACUACCCUCAUCACCGUCACCUCUUGCGAGGACGACAAGUGCCACGAGACCACCGCUUCUGCUACCUGGGGUCCAACCACCACUACUGUUGACGGUACCAAGACUGUCUACACCACCUGGUGCCCUGUUGUCACUGAGACUAACACCCACACCACCAUUGUGACUGUCACUUCUUGCGAGGACGACAAGUGCCACGAGACCACCGCUUCUGCUACCUGGGGUCCAACCACCACUACUGUUGACGGUACCAAGACUGUCUACACCACCUGGUGCCCUGUUGUCACUGAGACUAACACCCACACCACCAUUGUGACUGUCACUUCUUGCGAGGACGACAAGUGCCACGAGACCACCGCUUCUGCCACCUGGGGUCCAACCACCACUACUGUCGACGGUACCAAGACUGUCUACACCACCUGGUGCCCUGUUGUCACUGAAACUAACACCCACACCACCGUCGUGACUGUCACCUCUUGCGAGGACGACAAGUGCCACGAGACCACUGCUCCAGCCACCUGGGGUCCAACUACCACCACUGUCUCUGGUGAGAAGACCAUUUACACUACCUGGUGCCCAGUUGAGAGUGCUCCAGCUGAGACUCCAGCUGAGCCAGCUCCAACCACCAAGGCCGGUGAGACCACCCCAGCUCCAGAGCAGCCAGCUCCAUCUGCUCCAGCUCCAUCUGGCGAGGCUCCAGCUCCAGCUCCAUCUGGUGAGGCUCCAGCUCCAGCUCCAUCUGGCGAGGCUCCAGCUCCAGCUCCAUCUGGUGAGGCCCCAGCUCCAGCUCCAUCUGGCGAGGCUCCAGCUCCAGCUCCAUCUGGUGAGGCCCAGCUCCAGCUCCAUCUGGCGGCCCCAGCUCCAGCUCCAUCUGGCGGUGAGGCCCCAGCUCCAUCUGGUGAGGCCCCAGCUCCAACUGACGAGGCUCCUGCUCCAGGUGAAUCCACUGUGGCUGGUCCAUCUACUUUGGUGUCUACUCCUGGUGGCGCUGCUCCAACCGAGUCUGCCAUCUCCUCCUACGAGGGUGCUGGUGCCGCUGUCAAGGGCUCUUUGCUCGCUUUGGCUGCCAUCCCUCUUGCUUACGUCUUGUAA